Molecule: messenger RNA, 5501 nt
Organism: Erigeron canadensis
Lineage: Eukaryota; Viridiplantae; Streptophyta; Magnoliopsida; Asterales; Asteraceae
Exons: 5
Coding region: 24-5189 (1721 amino acids)
Molecular function (GO): ADP binding
Source: RefSeq, a predicted model, not a curated record
UUAAAAAUUUACAAUAUUGUAGAAUGGCUGCUGAUAUUGUUGUUCCUUUAGUUGUAAAGAUAGGAGAGUUGAUAUUUGAACCUAUAGGGAAAUCAUUAAGUUACUUGUGUAGUUAUAGACAGAACAUUACUUCUUUCCAAAACCAAGUUCCGGCUUUGGAGAACAGUAGGAUUGACAUCCAAGGUUUAGUUGAUGAGGCAAAGAGAAAUGGGGAGCAUGUUCUGCCUCAAGUUGCAGAAUGGCUAACAACUGCAGAUGGGUUUGUCAGAGAAUCUAGCAAGUUUUUUGAUGACCAUCAAAGUAGCCCGUCAUGUGCGAACCUGGUUUCACGAUAUAAAGUUAGUAAGGAAGCCAAAAAGAGUGUGAUGGUUGUUAAUCAGCUUCUUCAAGAUUGUAAUUUUGUACGUGUAUCUCAACAACCUCCGCCACCACCGUUGUGGUCUGCCUCGACAGGGGAUUUGGAGACUUUUGACUCGAGGAACUUAGUGCUUAAAGAGAUUAUGGAAGCGCUUAAAGAUGAUAAUACAGAUAUUAUUGGGGUGUAUGGUAUGGGUGGUGUUGGUAAGACUACUCUUGUAAAACAAGUUGCCAAGCAAGCCGGUGAGCAAAAUAUGUUUGAUGAGAUGGUGAUUUCGGUCAUCUCUCAAACCACAAAUGUGAGGAGCAUUCAAGGGGAGAUUGCUGAUAAGUUGGGACUGAAACUUCAGCAAGAAAGUGAAUCUGGAAGGGCAUCUCGGUUAUGUGAAAGGUUGAAGCAGUCAACACGGGUGCUUUUGAUACUGGAUGACGUAUGGAAACAACUUGAUUUGGAGGCUAUUGGGAUACCACACAAUGAUGUACACAAGGGCUGCAAAUUGUUGUUGACAUCACGGAACAAAGAUGUGUGCAAUGAGAUGAAUGCUCAAGUAUGUGUCCCUGUAAGUGUCUUAUCGGAAUUGGAAGCUUGGAACUUAUUUUGCAAGAAAGCCAGCAUUACCCACGAUAGUUCUGAUGUACGUCAUCUAGCAACUAAGAUAGUCGAAAGAUGUGGAGGCCUACCGAUUGUAAUUGUAACAGUUGCACGAGCUCUUAGAGGCAAGAGUAAACAUGUUUGGAGUGAUGCACUUCGUCAGUUACAUAACCCUCCUCCGAAGCACAUUAAAGGCAUGCAGAAAUAUGUCUACUCAUCUCUAGAAUUGAGUUACAAUUAUUUGGAAACGGAUGAAAUCAAGUUUUGCUUCUUGCUUUGUAGUUUAUUUAAGGAAGAUGUUGAGAUUCCUGUUGAAAGUUUGGUUAGAUACGGCAUGGGGUUGAGUUUGUUUCAGCAUGUUCAUAAAUUAGAAGCUGCCCGAGACAGGACAUUUGCCUUAGUCGAAGGUCUCAAAGCUUGUUGCUUGCUAUUGGAUGGUAAAAGCGAGGAGUAUGUUAGGAUGCAUGACGUCAUUCGGGAUUUUGCUAUUUUGGUUUCAUCUAGAAGUAGUAAAUUUAUGUCUUUGGUAAGACAUGAUAUACAAUCCUUUGGAAGACAUAUUUGUGACCCUCCUGACCCUUUUACUGCAAUCUCGCUGGUAUCAACUAUCAUAACUGAACUUCCCAGUGGCUUGAAUUGGUCAAAACUUGAAAUUCUGCUCUUACAAUUUCACUCUGAUUCAGUUCAAGUUCCGGAUAAUUUCUUUGAAAGAAUGAAAGAGCUUAAAGUUCUUUCCAUGAGUGACAUGCCCAUUUUGUCUUUACCUUCAUCAAUUAAAUCAUUGUCGGAAAUGAGGACGUUGUGCCUUGAGCGUUGCAAGCUGCGGGACAUCUCAUCAAUCGGAGAGCUGAAGAGUCUUGAAAUUUUAAGUUUUGUGGGGUCUAAUGUAAAGCGAUUGCCUAAGGAAAUUGGACAACUAUCUCGGCUGAGACUUCUAGAUCUAACGGAUUGUGAGGAGUUGACAACAAUUCCACCCAAAGUGUUAUCAAGAUUGUCUUCAUUGGAAAGCUUGAAUAUGAUGAACAGUUUUGUGAACUGGUGUGAUGAAGAUAAACAUGCCCAUGGGAACAAUUCGUCUCUCAGUGAGUUGAAAAUGUUGCCAUGCUUGAGAUCCUUAGAAGUGAACAUACUCAACGUUAAUCUCAUUCCCAAAGAUCUAGUAUUGAAAGAUCUGAUCAAAUUCAAGAUAUAUGUUGGAAGCUAUAGGUUGGCUAGUGUUAACCAUCAAUACUCGACAGCUUUAAAACUCAACGUUGAUGAAGGUAGCAGUGUUCCCGAAGGUCUCAGGCUGUUACUAAAACAAGCUCAAUACCUGAUCUUUGAAUGUUGUCCUCAUGUCUUAAAGAAUAUUCUAUGUGACUUGAGAAGUGAAGGAUUCCAAAACCUCAAGGGGAUUGAGUUAUACGGUAAUUGUGACAUUGAGUACAUAGUUGACACAGUAGGAUGUAAACCAGGUGCCAUCUUUCCUACUUUGGGUAAGCUGGAAGUAGUUUCUAUGGAAAACCUUACAGAAAUAUGUCAUGGUCAUCUCCCUGCCGAAUCGUUCCAGGCAUUGCGCGAAUUGGAUCUAAAAUACUUGCCCGAGUUUGUCUGUUUGUGGAAGGAGGGCACUCAGGGACGCACUUGCCUUUCCAACCUAAGGACUGUCCGUAUACAUACUUGUCAUAAAUUGGAAAUUCUUUUCCCACCACACACAACUACAGAUCUUGCGUUGCUCAAUGAUUUGUGUAUAUUUAAUUGUGGCAUUUUCCGGGGAAUAUUUUCCACUGAUCUCACAGAGGCAGCUGAGGAAAGGGCUGAAAUUUUGCUUCCCAUGUUAAAUAGCCUGGAGCUUUCUCUUUUGCCCAAUUUAAAGAGUUUCUGCCCCAACAAGAACGAGAUUUCACCGUCAAAUGACAAGCUUGAUACACCUCUUUUUGGUGGUAAUGUAAAAUUUCCUAAUUUGCAUGACCUGCAACUGAGGGAACUACCAAAGGUGAAAGCGUUAUGGCACCUACAGAUGCCUGAAGAGAGCUUUGGCAGACUAAAAGUUCUCAGGAUCACAAGGUGCAAUUCAAUCUCAAAAUUGAUUCCAUUCAACAUGGUGCAGAGAUUAAAGAGCUUGGAGAGUCUUUCUAUCAUUAAUUGUGAUAUGCUUAAGGAGAUUAUUGAACUCGAAGGUCUUGCUAGUGAAACUAAUGCAAAAUCAACUGAUUUCCCACCGCUGAAAGAAAUAGUUCUAUGUGGCUUAUCUGAGUUGGAGCACUUGUGGUGGAACGGCCCUUUUGGAUAUCUUAGCUUGCAGUUUUUAGGUUUUCUCACCAUCACUCGAUGUGAUAGUCUGACCUGUAUAUUUUCUAUAUCGACAUUGAAAGGUCUCAUUCAGCUUCAACGACUAGAAAUAGAAUCAUGUGCAUUGGUUAACAAGAUUGUUUCUAUAGAGAGCGGAGAGGACAGCAACAUGGCUGUUUUUCCACAAUUACACACUCUCCGACUUAACCACUUGCCAGAACUUACAAGUUUCUACAAAGAUCACAAAGCUUUAGAUUGGCCAUCUUUAAAAGUAUUGAGUAUUGCAAAUUGUCCGAAUAUGCGAACUUUUCCUGGUUCUGAACUUAUGCAAAUAGUGGAUCCGGCGGGUAACCUUUAUGUUACUGUAGAACCCCUUUUCAAUAAAACGGAUGCAUUUCCUAAUAUGGAAGAGUUGCACAUACAGUACAUGUAUAACCUGGUCGAGGUAUGGCACAGACAAUAUCCGGAUCAGACCUUCUCCAGUCUACAAGUCCUGGAUGUGAGAGGGUGUGAAAGGUUAGUAUAUGUUGGUCCAACCCAUAUGCUGUCAAGGCUCCAGAUGCUGAGUAAACUUUACAUAGAAGAUUGUGGUUCAGUUGAGGAAAUCUUCGUCACCGAACAUCAAACUGAUGCUGACGUGUCAUUGUUCGGCCUGACAGAAUUAAGAUUGAAGAAUUUGCCUAAACUGAAGCAUAUAUGGUGGGACAAGAAUUUUCAAUCUGAAUCAUUUCACUUUCAGAACCUAAGUUCACUUGAAGUUUCUGGUUGUGAUCAUCUGAAAUAUAUACUCUCAACUUCCAUCACCAAAGGGCUAAUGCAACUCCAAGAGCUUAAAAUAAAUUCAUGCGAGUUAGUUGAAGAGGUGGUCUUGAACGAACAAUACCAACGUGAAGUGAUAGUCUUUCCUCGAAUGAAAACUCUUGAACUAAAGCAUAUGCCAAACCUUUUGACUUUCUGUUCUAUAAAUGGUACAUUGCAACUGCCAUCCCUUCAAGUGCUGAAAGUAAUUGACUGCCACAAGAUGAAGAUGCUUGCUUCCAUUCUAAAUCGGAGUAAUGUUAGAUUGGAAAGCGUAUUAUCAGAAGACUUGUUGGAAAAUAACUUUGCCAAUGUAGGCGAAACUUUUUUGGGUGGGGAGAUACUAUUACCCAUGUUGGAGAAACUAAAGAUUGAGGGACUAAGUAGAUCAACAGGCCUAUGGCAUAACCAACGACCAAGUCCUAACGGCUCCUCGUUUCAUCAACUAAAAAAUUUGAAGGUUAGAAGAUGCAACAAACUAUUAAGAUUGUUUCCUAACCUAAACUUUCUGGAUAAGCUUCAUAUUGAAGAUUGUGAUUUACUUGAAGAUAUUCUUGGAAUUGAUCCAUCGUUUUUGGGAGGUCCCGAAAAUCAUGUGAGUUGUAUGUUAAGGGAUGUCAAGCUACAAAAUCUACCUAAGUUAGUGGAAGUAUGGUGGAACAAGGAUUUUGGUCCCAUUUUGAACUACCCAAAGUUUUCUUCAUUGAAAGUCAUCAAGUGUGAUGGUUUGAGGAAAGUAUUUUCGGUAUUGGGAGUUAAGCACUUCAUACAUGUUGAAGAACUUUACUUAUCUAAUUGCUUAAUGAUGAAAGAAGUAGUUGCCGAGGAUGAACAGAAAGGACAUGCUGAACAGAAAAUUGUAUUCCCUCAACUUCAUUCUCUAGCUCUUGCAAAUCUGCCAAAUCUUGUGAGUUUCUGCUCGGGGGGUUUUACGCUUGAAUUUCCUUCAUUGGAAAAUCUGAGCUUGGAGGGUUGUCCCAAAAUGCGUACAUUCUGUUUAAGGCAGCCAGUUACACCAAAGCUCAAUGAAAUAAAAGUCGAAAACGGAGACCUCAUAUGGAAGAAUGACCUUAAUAGCACUAUCAAACACAUGUUUGGCACCAAGGAUUCUAAGAGACGAAGCCGGAAGAAGAAAGAUAAAGAUUUUAAAAAUCAGGUUCUUUCUGCAUAAAGUGAAGAUACAUUCAAGGAAAUUUGGGAAGUUUUCCAGAGGUUAGUAAAUCAGCUUUUAUUUAAGAGCUUGGAAGAACAUUGAAGUAUAGUAGUGAUUUUUGCUAGAUCUUUUCCAACUACACACAUGAUAUCCAACACGGGCUUUUGAUACACAACCAAUUUUGUUUCUUCAGAAAUUUAGUUGUUAGUAGUUAGUUUCAUCAAGUUAGUAAUUAAAUGUCAUAGGCACAAAGAACUCAUUAGCAAAAAUAUGCAGUUAUAUGUAUUUAUAAUCUUGCUUUUAUUUAAUUUAACCCAUCUAUAUGUGAAA